UUGAAAUUUAACUUUUUUUUUUUUUUUUUCAACCGAUCUGUGGAAACUCUUAUUUUCUAAUUUUGGGGACUUGUUAAUAUGGUAGCUACUCUCCAGUACUGUGGAAAACUAGGUGUGUGGAUUCUACACCUGGCAGAUUCGUACCUUCUGGCAAUAUGCCUAGGCUAAUGGCAAAAGUAAGUGGAGUUACUCUUCUGGCUGCAAAGAAUCGUUGUAAUGCCAGGCCGGGACUCUGAAACAGCAGUGCUGUACCACGUUGCUUACCUUAUGUGUCAGUUUGCUUAAACACAGGUUCUGUGCGGAUUAUUGCCAUGCCUGUCUCUUGGCUACUCUUGCUCUGGGGGCAGAAGGCAAAAUCUGCUUCGCGGGGUCAUCCCAGCUUUAGUUGCUGAGGUGCUGCAGUACAGCAGUUGUCGAGGCUGUGGGAAGUGUGAUGUGCCCAAGAUGCUGAUGUUGGUGAUAAUUGCAUAAUGGUAACAGUAAAUGUAAUAUAUGCUUCACUAAUUAUCCGUAUGAAUGCUCCCACAGGUUGUCUUGUGUUUUUUUCCAGAAUGCUUGAUGUCUGAUAUAAUUAGUUUUAUGAUUUUUCCCAAGAGCAAUAUAGUACUAACAGUUGCCUGCUGUUACAGAUCGACUCCUGUUUCAUAGUAUAGGCAUUUUCUUUUCCUACGGACAGAUUCCUUUUUCGUUUUCUUUUCCUAGUUUUCCAUACAACUAAAAUCAGAAGAAGCACUGGUAGUAAAGGAAUUUGGCUUUUAAGAUUCCAGUGGCAAUAUUUCAUUUCUGUCCCUUUGGGUGUUCUGGGACUCCCCUGGAUUUGAGAGAUUCAGUAAGGGUACAUGUUAAGAAUUCAUUUCUUAAUUUUUUGCAGUUGACUCUCCUGGACCAGUUGGGAAGCAUCAACCCAGCCCUUUGAGAUGUUAAUGGAAUAUGUAAGCAAACCUAGAACCGUGUUCUUCGGGGGGAAGACCAAAGACUGCAAGCCGGGCAGGCGGCCUGGUGCGCCUUGCACACGCGCUCCCCUGUUCUCCCUCCGUUACGGUGCAGCCAGGGCCCAGUAGUCCUUGGUGGUGACUGGCAGCCUGGAGACCUAAUGCAGCACCGGGGCCGAUUGGGUUCAGUGUCACUGGCGGCCUCCAGAAUGAAUAAACAGCUCUCACCUUCAUCUCCUACCCCAAAGUGCCCUGUAGGAGAUGCUGUUACUUCUUGUUUCCUGUAUAACGUGGAGAAGCAGGUCAGCAAUCAAGAACCACAAAGUUGGAAGAUCAAUUUUAUUUGGGGGGUGAGGGGCCUGGGACAGAGCAGAGGAGAGCAUCACGAAUCUUUCUUCUGAGUUGUUUGGGUGUAGUGCCUGGACUGCAGUGCUUCUGCUAAAAUCUGUCAGAGCAGCUGUUUCCUCUUGAAGGAGAGACAAAAAGAGUAUUUGUAAUAUCUUGAUGUCUGAGAAUUACCCGUGCAUUCCUGUGCGGUGCCCUCCACCACCGGUAUCUGAUAGAUGAAAUCAGUAAUUCCCAACCAGCUCGUAAGCAUCGUGGUGCUGGAGAGGCUUUGUGAUCAGUGCAGACAGCGAUCUUUUCAUCACCUGUGGUUUCAGGCUGAAGUUCUCCAGGAAAUAUUGUUUACAGCUGCUGACUGAAGUGAUGUUGAAGAAGGAAUACAUGUUAUUAGUGGCUACCACAUCUGCAUUGGCUGUAAGACUUUCAGCCCUUAACUAACAAAAAUGUAGUCAUUAAGACCCCUCAGGUCCAUUCCUACGUUGAGAAUUUAGAAAUUUAUGUAUCCCUUGAGGGAAAAUUUAGCCAAGACUAACAGUGUGCUGAGAACAGAAAUGCAAGCAUUAGCUGCUGAUGUAAAUGCUACGGACUCUGGGCAUCACCGCCACAGUAACCGGGUCCUGCAGCUUGCUGCUCUCGCCCUGGGAUGGUUAUUUUUCAUUUGGUUGCAGUCUGCAUACUGGCUCCUGCAGCAGCACUUCGCAGAUCAGCUUGAAAGUUGCAGAGAUUUGGCGAACAAAAGCAGUUUAACAGCCUCGCUCCUACAGCAGCAGUACCAGACAGUACCUGCACUGCUGCUGGAAUCCGCCAAGUUUGCACAUAUAAAAAAACGUGAGCUUGUCCGAGCUACCGCUGUGUCUCACUUCAGCAGGAAGCUGCUGAAACCUCUCACCAUGAAGUGCAGAUGUGAAUGGCCCAACUCUUGCAUCCUGUGUAGCUGCAAAACCUCUCCCCAGUCAAUAGACCCCGAUACCACGUCACUAGGAGAGCAGAUAGCCCUGCUGGACUCUGGCUUCCAUCCCAUACUGUCCUUACCUCAUGGCAGCCCUCUCCACUUACACUUUGAAACCUUAUUAAGAGAGGACAGAUUGCAUAGACUGCUGAGCCAUAAACUCAAGACUCUGAAAAUGUCCAAUUUUGGAAAGAAGCAAGAUCCAACUGCCAGUGCAUUCCCAAAGCUACCCUCUUCACUUCUGCUUGCCUCCUGUUUGUUGUUCGAAGGGGAAAGGCGGCUCGAAGGAACAUCCAGUAACAGCUCUCCUGUUUCCAGUCCUCAGGCACAAAAACCCAGUUCUCUGCACCACGCACUGGCCUCGUCCCCAGAGACUCCUCCAGCCCCUUCUUCCAGUCACAUCCCUUUCACUGGCAGCUCGGCGAUGGUUGGUGAGCAGCGGAGGGGGGAGAGGGACUGACAGAUCAUCUUGUUCUUAAUCCUUACUUCUGGAAAAAGGCCAAAAUAGUGUAGUCACCUAGGAGGAACGCUGGAGUGCCUCCAGGUAACUUCAGCUGUAGCAGUUCUCUCUAGUGCUGGUAUGCUUUUCUGGUUUUGUCUUACUUCUUUUCCACAGGUGUUUUUUUUUUCUUCUUCUCUUAAUGCUUAACUGUUCUCUGCAUGCUCAGGAUGAGUGGAAUGGACAGUGAUUGCCCAAGAAGCCAUGAGAUGCUUAGUUAAAGGACCAAUUUAACUAAGCAAUUAAAGGACCAAUUUAGUUAAAGGACCAACUGGGCCGUGUGACCAUCUUGUAUAGAACAGAUAAAGUAAUUUGGCCCAAACCGUGCGUCUCAGCUCACAUUUUUCACUGUACAGUGAUCUUACUUUUACUUGGGUUUCUUGUUUUACAUAACUGUGCUCCAAAUGCUGCCUUGGUUUUGGUCCUCAUACAAAGCAGAUGGCCGAUGGGCUGGGCAGCCUCUGCCAGCUCCUCCAGUUACUGGGUUUAAUUGCCUUAAUGAUCUGUACGUGCACUCUUCUACUGGCUUGUGCAGCCCUGAGGCUUGCAACAACUUGCAGUCCCUCUCCGUAAACAGUAGGACCAGAAUGAUGCUGUCUUGCGGUGAGGAUGCCAGAUCUUCCCUGGAAAUGCUCGACGAAGCAGUAGAGGUGAGGUUACUCUGGGAAGGCGGCGCUUGUCUAUUCUCCAGGGUUCUGGCAAAGAAGUAUUGGGUUCUUGACAUGAAAAUAAUAUCAGUGGUCAUAGCAGUAUGAUACUGUAGCAUUGGCGUGUAAAAGCAAUGCUAGGAAAAGUUAAAAUUGAAACAAGUCUGAAAUGGUAGCCUAUAGAGGCUGGUAACUAUUCACCGAGUUAUUUUAGUAUUAAUGUCAGCUGGCCUUAGCUUGCAUGUACUCUUCUAAAAGAAUUUCACUGGUACAUAAAGUGAACUUCAUGAAAGCUGUUUGAGCUACGUACUGCUCAAAGGAUACUUCAGCUUCUCUGACUGCCGAGACUUGGGCUGGCUAAAGGAUUCAGAGUGGGAUAAAGAAACUUUCUUCUUUGUUGUCAUUCUAAAAUAAUACUGACCUGGAGUUUGAGAUCACUCCUGGUGUGUGGGACUGAGUUACCUACGUGACAAUGAAUAGUUUCAGACAGCUGCCCACAUCAUGAGAUAACUACCUUCUGCCAAAAACAGUAAACUUUGCUGUAGAUUAAUUUCUGAAGCUACCAGAAGAAUUGAACUUCCAUUUCAUCCUUACGAAUAAUCUUACAAGUACUGUCUUACGCUUCAUAGCAGAUCUGUCCUGUGUUUGGGCUCAAGUGCGCAGCAUUUGCUUUGGAAGCCUUUUCAGAUGAGCCUGUGAAAAAUAAGGAACCUAGUGGAGGUGGCAAGGCAGUAGUCUUGAUACCAAUGGAUAGCUGAACUGGCGAUCCUGGAAACGUCGUGAACUCCAAAGUGUUCACUGAUCUUAAAAUUUGGGUUUGUUUUGGCACCCUGGCAAACAGCUAGUGUUCUAAAUUGAAUCUGCUGGACUUUCAGCAGCUGUCAGGGUCUGGGACGAGGUGAAUAUUGCAGUAUUCUUUGAGCAUGUGAUUCUGGGCUCUUAAUUCCAGCAGCUUCUCCUUUCUCUCCUUUUCACUCCACAGAACAUACAGCCUUGGGAGCCUCGCACGUUUCCACUUCUGGAUUCUGCCUACCAAGGUCUCCUCCUUCACUCAAGUGAGGAUAGCUCUGGACAGGCAGACUCUCAGUCCUGGGUUUCUGGUAACAAGUGGGGCACGGGGCCUAACUCCGUACACGCUGUCACACGCAGCUUCACAGGGAUGCAGUUUUCAGAAACAAACCUGCACACAGGUGGAAGCUAAAACAUAGAGGAGGUCAUGGUCCAGCAGCGCAGCCCAGGAAAGCCCAGGUCAGCAAAGAUGAACCUGACCGAUGGUGAGUGUGAAGUGUUGCUGUGCAUGCUGCAGCGUCAAAAGGCUGUCUGCUGGGCUGGUGUGGUGGAGCACAAGCAGUGCGUGGCACUGCUGUGCGUGAGACCUUGUUUCAGCAGCGGAUGAGAAGAUUCCCAGAUCAGGAUAGGCUUAGGCACCUGAGGGAGCUACGGUGCUAGACCUCCAAGGGAUGGUAACCAAUGAUAGGAUGUGUGGGAAGGGCACUUUGCCUUUCAAAAUGUUCUGUGAAGCUCAGAUUUCUGGAUGUUUGGUUGUUGUUAUUCUCCAUAAGUGUCCUUCCUUGCAAGUAUUUAUUUCUGGGUUGGAGUGUUCAGGGGUGGGAGGAGCUCUAGAAAAUUGAGGUAAGCCCAGGAAUGUUUUUAUAUCGGGAUGAUUUUGAUGCAGAGCUGUUUUCAGUCUAUAUUUGAUAAAGUGGCAGUAAAAUGCCCAAGCGUUGCCUAGACACAUUCUGUAAAAUAAAUUGCUUGACUCAGUGGUACUCUGUGUUUAAGAGUUCGGGUAGCUCAAAGGCUGCCCUCUGCCAGAGGGGUCUGGUUCCCCGUUGUAACAGUGCACUGCAAACCUUCACACAGCCUGCAGACAGGUAACCGCAGCCUGGCAGGUAGGGGUAGGUGGCUUAGUUUGUACCAAGAUGCAUACAGAUGGAGCAGAAGUAUGGGGAGUUCAGGAAGAAAAGAAAAAAAAAAAAAAAAAAAGGGAAAAGCUCUAGGGUUAAAUGGGGAACCACCACAGCUGUGUGCGGGUUUCUGUUAGUGUUUGUGUGAACCAAGGACUGUGCUCUUUAGGUUGGUUUGAAAAAUGUGAAAAUUGGAGAAGCCCCCAGCUUUGUCAUUCAUAUUUUUCUGUAAUUGAAUGAAAACUAAAGCAUGGAAGUAUACUCAAUUUUCUUUACUAGAAUUUGACAUAUUGCAUAAUUACAUACUGAUUAUUUUCUGCCUGUCACUUGUUGAGUUUUUUAUUUUGAAUGAUGGGAUUCACAAAUAAAACAUUAGUAGCUAAAGUGUUUUCAAAAGAGGAAAAUUGGAGAAAAUUGCCUCAUAAUGACUUACUACAUAGUACUAGAUGUGAUUACGGAAAGAUAUGAUAAAUCUGAACAUACCCAGCAGUGAAGACUUGGUGCAGAUUGGUUCACUGCAUUUUAGUCCAUUUUAUUUAUUUAUUUUUUUUGAAGCCACAAUGAGCACUACGUUUUCUUGUGAUUUGGCUGUUUACCCAUGUCCCUGUCUCUGGCUGAAAUCCUUUGUGCUGUGGAAGGAAGCCCAGGACCGUGAUCCCAGCUGAUGACUGACCCAUCCCUGGUGGGUGACCAGCUCUAGUUCUCCCUGAAGAGGAAGACUCUCUGCAACCAACUCUCUGCCUGUUCCCAAGCGAUGCUCUAUGAUCUUCUGAUGAAAGCAAGACAACUUCUGCUUAGGAUUCACUUGGGAGUUUAUUAAAGACCGUCAGGACCAAAACUCGCUAUAGGGUAGUUACGUUCGCACCUUAUUUACUCUCUAGUUACGUUUCUCAAUUUCUCUAUCUUCCACUUUUUUAUUAUUAUUUUUUUCCCCCCAAACACUGUUUAUUAGAUGCUGUUAGAUGAUGUUCUCUCCUCUGUAAGCUCUACUCACUGAAGGAGCAGUGCACCCAGCCUUGCUGCCUGAAGACGAUGGGGCUCUACCACAUCCUGUGGUAGCCGAUUAGAGAACAAACAGCCUGGGCUGAAGCUGUGUGAGGUAAAUGCUUUUUGUUUCUCCACAGGAACACAAGGAUUACCUGUCGUAUAGCAAGGGUUCAGCUGUUCAGAAACAGGGAAGGGGAAAAAAGAACCUAACUUCCGUAGUUACUGUAACUGUAAUUACGGCUCCCAAGGGACAGCUGUGAGGAAGUGUGUGGGUCUGAUGGGCACAGUCCCCUGUCCUUAAGCAGGAGGAGCAGAUCCAAGAGGGCGCACAGCUCUCCACAGAAGAAAAAACCACCGGGAGCCUAGCAGAGACUUAACGCUUCGCUCCGUGUGAGGAAGCCCGCCGCCACAAGGCGAUACCAGAAACAAAGGGGGGCGGCAGAGCAGCGCUGGCUCUACAGGGACCGCUUUCAGCCGAGGUUAACAAGCCGGCAGCGUUCAAGAGCCACCACGGGCCGGGCCGCGAGGGGACACCGAGCCCCUCACACUCCCCCUCAGCCCCGGCGCUCCCGAGGCGGAGCCGGGCGGGAGGCGCAGCGCAGGCGCCAAGAUGGCGGCGGCGAGCGCGGGGCCGGUGUGUA
Molecule: messenger RNA, 6907 nt
Organism: Cygnus olor (mute swan)
Lineage: Eukaryota; Metazoa; Chordata; Aves; Anseriformes; Anatidae
Product: KAT8 regulatory NSL complex subunit 1-like
Exons: 9
Coding region: 1775-2686 (303 amino acids)
Cellular component (GO): NSL complex
Molecular function (GO): histone acetyltransferase binding
Source: RefSeq, a predicted model, not a curated record